This is a messenger RNA of Protopterus annectens (West African lungfish), 1255 nucleotides long. It is a transcript of the gene CCDC28A, whose product is annotated as coiled-coil domain containing 28A. The transcript has 5 exons. The coding region runs from base 206 to 682 and encodes 158 amino acids. NCBI's taxonomy places the organism in Eukaryota, Metazoa, Chordata, Ceratodontiformes, Protopteridae. The record is from RefSeq and is a predicted model, not a curated record.
CGUUCUGCUCAGGGGAUUUCUACAGUAAAAUGUAGUACUAUGUACAGCGAGCAUGCGUACCUGCAACAUAUGUAGCUAGUAGCGAUCUGCUAAUAACAUUCAAACCUCUUAACUUUCCUAGCAGAAAUAAACUCACUUCUUAGAUCUACCAUAGAAUGAAACCACCAAACUUUACUAAACUGCCGCUCCCUGCACACAUUUUUAUAUGUUCUUCCUGGUUUCACUUCCUUACAGGUCACUUCCUGUGCAUUGGAUUUCCGAAUUGAAUGAAAGGAAAUUUGUGAGGGGACCAAGAGAGAAAGCAAGAGCACCUGGCCCAGGAGGAAAAGGUGCACAGUCAGCGCCAAUUCAGCAUUCCUUCUUAACGGAUGUGUCGGAUGUCCAAGAAAUGGAGAAGGGUCUACUUAGCCUUUUAAAUGACUUCCAUUCUGGAAAACUUCAAGCAUUUGGAAAUGAGUGCUCUAUUGAUCAGAUGGAGCAUGUCCGAGAGAUGCAGGAAAAGUUGGCACGUUUACAUUUUGAUCUGUAUGGUGAGCUAAAGGAACAUCCUGAUGACCAACACAAAAUAGCCAGUGAUGUUAAUCUGGAAAAACUGCUUUCAAAUCUGGAAGAGCUGAGUUCUUCAAUUCAAAAACUUCACCUGGCAGAUAAUGUAGAUGUUCCCAAGACUUCCAGUACUUGAAUCUGUUACAAAUUUGCCAGCCAGUGGACUGGGGACUGGCAAGGAAGACAUUAAAAUGUUGGUGAACUGGAACCAAGAAACUGCUUGCCUGGUAUGCAGUUGCGUACUGCUCCAUUUCAACAUUCUUUCACUGUUCUUUUCUGUUUACAGCACAGCUUAUAAGUUCAAGUCACAUUGUUAAUCUGUGUUGAUGAGAACUGUUGUUGCAGGCGAGCUGAUGUACAGAUGUUUUUGUCACCAGAAGCAGAAUAUGAGGCACAGUACCUUGAAUGUUGACGAGGUACAGUGUUUGGCUUUGAGAGAGACACUUGAAAGCUUUAUUUUUGUUACUUUGCGUAAUGUUGCACAUGUUUUAUACUGCCUCAGCACAUAUUACAUGCACUACAGUUAUUUCUUUUCUGUAAUUUACUUGAAUGUCUUACAAAAAGGUGUGUUUAUUACUACUCCACAUUCUUUAUUUGGACAAUCUUGUGUGUAUUAUACUUUUUUUUAUUCUUUAAGGACUGCCAGUCUUAUUAAAAAUGUGUUAUAUGUAAAGUUGGUUGUGCUGUUCAGAAUAAAUAUAUAAUUAUU